AUGGCCGCCGCGGCCUCCUCCUACUUCGCCGGCCCGGCCAUCCUGCCGUCGCAGCGCGCCGCCGCGGCGCCCGACAAUUCCGCCGUCGCCACCCCUUCUCCGGCCAAGCAGUCGCGUGACCCCCGCUUCUCCGGAUGCGCCCCGACCACCGUGCGUCACAUCGCCCGUUCCUUCGCCGCCGCAGACGCCACUGGUGGCGGCGACCCUGCCAUCUCCAUUGACGGCGUCGACGCCACCAACCAGCUUACUCAGGAUGGGUCCCUCAAGAGAAUAUGGCAGCCUUUGCUCUAUAGUGAGGAACGAGAUAGGCCUGUUACCAAUUUCAAUGAAGUGGUGCUGCACUUCAUUGAGUGUCUGUAUAUGCAUUUGGUAAAUGUCCGGCCAAAGAUGCAAGGUCAACUCCCUAGCGCUGUUCAAGCAAAUGUGUCUACUCACGAGAUGCAAGCUCAAGUCGCUCACACAGUUCAAAUAAAUGCACCUGCUUAUAUGCCCUUCUCUGGUGGAGUAAGAGAUCAUCAAGUUGAUUUUGUUCCUCAAGUAAACCAAGGGCGAUUCCCUUCAUCAGUUCAGACAAACACAUCUACUCAUGUACCCUUUUCUGGUGUAGUUAGAGAACAGCAAGUUCACUUUACUCCUCAACCAAACCAAUUUUCAGCUUACCCAGGUACUGGUGGACAACAGCACGAUCUGCAGACUAGGGUUUUGGAGGUUAUGCAACAACCAGAUAUACUUGCACUUGAAAAUGGAGUACAUGUUGAUGAAGUGGCAAGGAGACUUGGAAUGCCAAGAGCACAAAUUAUGGUCACUGCCCAGCGUCUGGUCGAUUUGGCCUGCCUCUAUUCCACUAUUGAUGAAUAUCAUUUCAAGUCUCUUUUAAAUGGUUGA
Messenger RNA from Miscanthus lutarioriparius, 885 nucleotides. Lineage: Eukaryota; Viridiplantae; Streptophyta; Magnoliopsida; Poales; Poaceae. The record is from the annotation of a GenBank genome assembly.